AUGGCUAGUAUAAAGGGUUUGAGUUAUUGGCUUUGGAAGCCAAUUACUCCACUUAACUUCUUGGAAGAUAUGAGGUCUGAUGGAGAGACAGGUGGUGAAACCAAGCCAUUAACCAUCCUGCUGCAAAGAAAAAAUGAUACUCUGGGAUUCAAUAUUAUAGGAGGACGACCCAGCCAGAACAAUCAGGAAGAAUCUUCCAGUGAAGGAAUUUAUGUCUCAAAAAUUUUGGAAAAUGGACCUGCUGACAAGGCAGAAGGCCUGCAGAUUCAUGACAAGAUCAUGGAGGUCAAUGGGAAGGACCUCUCCAAGGCCACACACGAAGAGGCAGUGGAAGCUUUUCGCAAUGCCAGGGAGCCAAUUGUAGUUCAGGUUUUACGGAGAGCACCCAUUAAUAAAGCACAUAGUUGCCCACAGGAUGUGCAGCUUGUGGAUGCUAGCACCCAGACUGACAUCACCUUCGAGCACAUUAUGGCUCUGGCCAAGCUUAGGCCAUCCACACCUCCAGUACCUGAUAUCUGCCCUUUUUUACUUUCAGACAGCUGCCAUUCGCUUCACCCAGUGGAGCAUGAAUUUUACGAAGGUAACGACUAUCUUUCCAGCCUGCCUGCUGAUGCAGAUAGAACAGAAGACUUUGAGUAUGAGGAGGUUGAGCUCUGUCGUGUAAGCAGUCAAGAGAAGUUGGGGCUGACUGUCUGUUACAGAACGGAUGAUGAGGAAGACACAGGAAUCUAUGUCAGUGAGGUUGAUCCAAAUAGUAUUGCUGCCAGAGAUGGCCGGAUCCGAGAAGGAGACCGCAUUUUGCAGAUAAAUGGCCAAGACAUCCAGAAUCGAGAGGAGGCAGUGUUAUUGCUCUCCAGCGAUGAAUGCAAGAAAAUUGUGUUGCUGGUUGCAAGACCUGAGAUGCAGCUGGAGGAAGGGUGGCUGGAUGAUGAAAGGAACGAGUUCUUAGAGGAGUUAAACUUAGAAAUGUUGGAAGAACAGCAUAAUGAAGCGAUGCAGUACACAGCCAAUGAGGUGGAGCAGCCAAAGAAGCAUGAGGAAGAGGAUGGCACAACAGACACUGCAACUUCAUCAUCCAACAACCAUGAGAAAGACAGUGGAGUGGGGCCCACAGAUGAGAGUCUACGUAAUGAUGAGAGCUCGGAGCAGGAGAAUGCACCUGAGGAGCAGAGCACUGCUGCCCUACAAAGCAAGCGGGAGCUGGGCCAGAGCCAAGAUACUUUAGGAAGUGUUGAACUCCAGUGCAAUGAAAGCUUUGUGUCUGGGGAAUAUAUUGAAUCAGAUUUUGUUAGAAACCAAGAUGAGGACUGUGAAAGGUUUCGGCAACUCCUGGAACUCAAAUGCAAGAUUAGAAACCAUGGUGAAUAUGACCUAUAUUACUCAAGCAGUACAAUAGAGUGUAACAGAAAGGAACAAGAUGGGGUAGAGCAUGAGCUACAGUUACUCAAUGAGGAAUUGAGGAAUAUUGAACUCGAGUGUCAGAACAUUAUGCAGGCUCACAGGCUUCAAAAGGGGAGGGAUGAGGAUGGAGAUAUUUGGGCCUUACAUGAUGGAGGAUUCAGGAAUUAUAACACCAGCAUAGAUGUACAAAGAGGUAAACUGGAUGAUAUCAUAGAGCACCCUGAGAAAUCUGACAAAGAUAGCUCCAGUGCUUACAACACAGCAGAAAGCUGCAGGAGCACUCCACUGACUGUUGACCGAUCUCCUGAUAGCUCACUCCAGAGAAUGAUCAGCAUCACCAAUAGGAAAAACCUGAGAAGUACAAUUGUAGCUAACCAGUUGUCUUCUGGACAGAGUAGCAGAGAGGCAACCCCAACCAAAACUACUGAGCAAAGCAGUACUGUUGAAGAUAAGGUAAUGGUUUCAGAAAGCGGCAAAUUCACAGACCAGGAGAAGCAAAGCACUGAGCACAUUCCUUACCUAUCUCCAUAUCACAGUUCAUCAUACAGAUAUGGGAAUAUACCUGCACACGCAAAACAUUAUCAAAGCUAUAUGCAGCUGAUCCAACAGAAAUCUGCUGUAGAGUAUGCCCAAAGUCAGCUCAGCCUAGUGAGCAUGUGCAAAGAUUCAUCGAAGUGUACAGAACCGAAGAUGGAAUGGAAAGUGAAAAUAAGAAGUGAUGGAACAAGAUAUAUCACAAAGAGACCAGUACGAGACAGAAUCCUGAAGGAACGUGCCUUAAAAAUUAAAGAGGAGCGCAGCGGAAUGACAACGGAUGAUGAUACAAUGAGUGAAAUGAAAAUGGGACGUUACUGGAGCAAAGAGGAGCGGAAGCAGCAUUUGGUGAGAGCCAAGGAGCAGAGGCGGCGGCGAGAGUUCAUGAUGCGGAGCAGGUUAGAGUGUCUUAAGGAAAGUCCACAAAGUGGCAGCGAGGGCAAAAAAGAAAUUAACAUUAUUGAACUCAGUCACAAAAAGAUGAUGAAAAAGAGGAACAAGAAAAUUUUGGACAACUGGAUGACAAUCCAAGAACUAAUGACACAUGGUGCUAAGUCUCCAGAUGGCACAAGAGUGCAUAAUGCCUUUCUAUCAGUUACUACUGUAUGAACACAACUGUUUCAAAGAGUAUACUACCAGUUUAGGUAGAGUCUGAUUGCCUCGUUCAAUGUGGCAUUUUUAUAUAUUUUGUGACUGUUUAUAGUUUGGCCUUUUUUGUAAGCAAAAUAACUUGGUAAUUUUCAUUUGUUUUUCAUAUAAUGGUACCUUCCUUAGCGGGCAAUCUUUCUUUACCAUGCAAUAUAUUCAUAAUAUUCAUUUGUAUAAAAAAAAGAAAAGUAAACAAAAAAAUGGAGGAGCCACUCAAUUUCUUACUUUAAUGUAUGUAUUGUAAGUUAAGAUCUGGAUUUAUUUCUAUAGUUUUCUUUUUUCUACUUUAGUAAAAAUCCAAUACCAAAACAAAAUGUUUUAUACAGUAUCCUUGCUUCUUGGCAUAACAAGUUGUUAAACUUUUACAUGUUAAAUUGCAUCUGUUAAUAAGUCAUGUCCUACAUCCCCUCAUACGGAUCAGAAUGACCUUUUCCACCAACACACUGUACAGAACAUUUAACCUGUAAAUUGCAAUUGUAUUUGUCCAAGUAAAUGUAGGUGGGCAAUUCUCCUGUGGUAUGUAGUGGCAUUCUUCAUGUAGCUAGGUAAUAUGUGAUAAUUG
Alligator sinensis (Chinese alligator) is the source of this 3145-nucleotide messenger RNA. It is a transcript of the gene PDZRN4, whose product is annotated as PDZ domain containing ring finger 4. The coding region runs from base 1 to 2544 and encodes 847 amino acids. Gene Ontology annotation, molecular function: protein binding. The record is from RefSeq and is a predicted model, not a curated record. The transcript is spliced from 10 exons. Lineage: Eukaryota; Metazoa; Chordata; Crocodylia; Alligatoridae.